This is a messenger RNA of Lycium barbarum (goji berry), 1350 nucleotides long. Its product is annotated as cytochrome P450 71A4-like. Lineage: Eukaryota; Viridiplantae; Streptophyta; Magnoliopsida; Solanales; Solanaceae. The transcript has a single exon. Bases 199 to 909 code for a protein of 236 amino acids. The record is from RefSeq and is a predicted model, not a curated record. Gene Ontology annotation, molecular function: heme binding; monooxygenase activity; oxidoreductase activity, acting on paired donors, with incorporation or reduction of molecular oxygen.
GAGCUUCCCUGGUAUUCUUUUCUUAUUCCUCUGCUUGUCUUCAUUUUCCUCCUUCAUUAGCGGUUCUUUACUUCUUCAAACACCCAAAAAAGGUUACCACCAUCUCCAAGAAAGCUUCCAAUCAUAGGAAAUUUGCACCAACUUGGGCAGCAUCCUCACCGUUCUCUCCAUAAACUAUCUGAAAAAUAUGGUCAUGUCAUGCUACUUCAUUUGGGCAGUAAGCCAGUGCUCAUUGCUUCGUCUGUUGAAGCUGCUCGUGAUAUCACAAAAACUCAUGAUCACGUCUGGUCAAACAGACCUAAAUCUAGCAUCGCUACUGGACUCAGUUAUGGCUCCAAAGACGUGGCCUUUACUCCCUAUGGUGAAUACUGGAGGCAAAUUAGAAGUGUCUCCGUGCUUCACCUUCUCAGUAACAAAAGAGUCCAAUCUUAUCGUGAUGUUAGAGAAGAAGAAACAUCAAACAUGAUUGAAAAAAUUAGGCAAGAGUAUGAUUCUUCGAAUUCAGUGAUAGACUUGAGAGAUCUUUUAAGUUGUAUGACAAAUAACAUAAUCAGCAGAGUGGCCACAGGGAGGACAUACAAUGAAGGGGAAAGUGGAAUAGUUGUCAAGGCUCUUCUAGAAGAACUUCUAGAACUUUUAGGUAUUUUUAACAUUGGGGAUUAUAUUCCAUGGCUUAAAUGGGUCAAUAAAAUCACUGGUCUGAACACCAGAGUGAAGAAAGUAGCUAAAGAUUUGGAUGCAUUUCUAGAGAGCGUGAUUGAAGAACGCAUGAUUAGGAACAAGAAAGAAGAAUACAGUGCGGGUGAAGCUAAAGACUUCGUGGACAUUUUGCUGGAAAUUCAGAAUGGAAAGGAAACUGGCUUUCCUCUUCAAAGAGAUUCAUUGAAAGCUAUUCUAUUGGUAAUUUAAUUAGCAUCUCUCUUAUACUAAUUCCCUCCUUGGCGUGUGUCUUGUUUCAAUUUUUCCUUUAAGCGUUAGUUUGAAUAUAAUUCGUACUGAUAUAUUAUUUCGUAGUUAAAAACUUGAUUGCAUAUGUUCAAAACUUAAAGAAACAUUUUUUUUUAGAAUACGUUAAAGGCUAAAGGUAUAUAUAUUUUUUAUCAACCACUAUGAGAUGAUACAUUUUAAAGUUGCCUUUCCUGAUGCUAUUUCCAGAUUUUUGAGCUCAAAGCUCAAAAGAUACUUCCGAAAUUUCAAAAGAAAAAAUGAUAAAGUGCCAAAUGCUUGGUUUGUUUCAAUGCUCGAAGAAAUACACUUUAAAAAAAAAAAAAUCGAACUCAUUUCAAACUAGAGUUAAGGAUCAGUAUUUUUUAAGCAUUAGUUUUCAACAUAAAGGGCCAAAAGGUUCAA